Molecule: messenger RNA, 1821 nt
Organism: Phialemonium atrogriseum
Lineage: Eukaryota; Fungi; Ascomycota; Sordariomycetes; Cephalothecales; Cephalothecaceae
Product: pisatin demethylase
Exons: 6
Coding region: 206-1699 (497 amino acids)
Molecular function (GO): heme binding; iron ion binding; monooxygenase activity
Source: RefSeq, a predicted model, not a curated record
CUGGGACUGAUCGUCGACUGCAGGGUUGCACGACUGGCGGACCGCUCGGGUAGUGGAUUGUGGACGAGGUCAUCAAUCCCACACCCUGUCACCCACAGGCAAUGUCAUUACCAUAGCAGACGGGCCCCCUCGUGGCGGCCAGGCUUGUGCAACACGCCUGCUCGUUCCAAAACGUCCACGGUUACACGACGGAUCUGGUGUUACAAUGGCGCGCCCUCUAAGUCCUGUUGUUGCUUCUCUUGCUGCCGUGGCGCUGCUCCUCGUCGUCUGGACCAUCUUUUCCACCGUCCGCCAGUAUUUCCGGCUGCGGCACAUCAAGGGACCAGCCGGCACGGGAAUCUCGAAAUGGUGGCUUAUCCGGUCUGUCGGCGGUGGAAGGACCCAUCUGGACAUGUAUGAGGUCUGCGAGAAAUACGGUUCGACCGCCCGUGUCGGGCCCGAAUAUCUGAUCACCAGCGAUCCCGACCUCAUGAAGCACAUGCUGAAUGUGCGCACCCCCUACAAGCGAUCGAACUGGUACGAUGGUAUGAGACUCGAUCCGAACAAGGACAACGUCCUAUCCAUGAGAAAUGACGAGCUGCACGGAAAGCUGCGUUUGAAGAUGGCCGCGGGGUACUCGGGCAAGGAGGUCGAAAACCUCGAGGCAAAGAUCGACGAGAACCUGCUUCGCCUGAUCAACCUCCUCGACACCAAAUACGUAUCCGCCGACAAGCCAUUCGACUUUGCCCGAAAGACGCAGUACUUCACCCUCGACGUCAUCUCCGACAUUGCCUUUGGGAAGCCGUUUGGUGACGUCGCCACCGAUUCGGAUGUCUACGAAUACGUGUCGACGAUGGAGAGCAGCAUGCCCACCAUCAUCGUGACUACGGUCCUACCGUGGAUCAUCGCCAUGAUGCAGUCCCCGCUUUUCAAGAGCAUGGUUCCGUCCGAUAAGGACUCGAUCGGCCUUGGAAAGAUAAUGGCGAUUGCCAAACAAGUUGCCGCCGAGCGAUUCGGGCCGGACAGGAAGACCCAGAAAGACAUGCUAGGCUCGUUUGUGGCUCGUGGACUCACCCAGUCCGAGUGCGAGUCCGAGAUCCUGAUGCAAAUCUUGGCGGGAUCCGACACGACCGCAACAGCCAUCCGCGCGACGAUGCUGUACAUCACCACCAACCCGCGCGUCGUCCACGCCCUGCGCGCCGAGAUCGACGCCGCCCGGCUCUCGUGGCCCGUCAUCGCCGACGCCGAGGCGCGCGACAUGCCCUACCUGCAGGCCGUGAUCAAGGAGGGCCUGCGCAUCUACCCGCCCGUCACCGGCCUCAUGGCCAAGGAGGUGCCCCCCGGCGGCGACACGUUCAAGGGCGUCUUCCUGCCGGGCGGCACCAAGAUCGGCUACUGCGCGUGGGGCAUCUUCCGGCGGGCCGAUGUCUGGGGCGAGGACUCGCACGAAUUCCGGCCCGAGAGGUGGCUGGACGCGUCACCCGAGAAGCUGCGCCAGAUGGAGGACACGCUGGAACUGGUGUUUGGCUACGGCAGGUGGCAGUGUCUGGGGAAGAAUGUGGCGCUCAUGGAGCUGAAUAAGGUAUUUGUUGAGCUUCUGAGGAGGUUCGACUUUGUCCUUGUCGACCCUACGAAUCCCUGGCACUCCAUCAACUGUGGCAUCUUCCUGCAAUCCGAGAACUGGAUCAGAGCUUACAAGCGAAGUGAAGUGGCGGCCUAAAUGAUCAUUUCCCGCUGGUCAGCCAGCGCCUUUCAAAUUGGCCCUCCCUUUGCAUAACUUCCUAUUUCUUACCCGUCAACGGCCUAUGAAGCGACGACAGUUUUCUCUCACCGCACAUACCA